Symbiodinium natans is the source of this 1137-nucleotide messenger RNA. The record is from the annotation of a GenBank genome assembly. NCBI's taxonomy places the organism in Eukaryota, Dinophyceae, Suessiales, Symbiodiniaceae.
AUGGCAGUAGAGAGAGCCCAGAAGCACCUACAAUACUUGGAUGCUUUCCUGGCCAGGGGGUUCAAGACUCUACACUACCUGGAUCAACUAAGAGCUCAGCUAUCUGAAAGUGAGACCACCGGAUUGUUUGGUCUCGGGCCGGAGAAGUCCGGCAAGCUUCUGGCAGCCUGUGUGGCUGAAACUUCUUUGCUCAGUGCCCUCUACUGGGUCAUCUGUGCAGGAGCCCUGCUUGGCCGAAAUCUGAGCUCAGAAGAUUCUGAAUCUCUGUCGCAAGUCCUUCACUUGGUCCGCUCCUGUCGCAAGGGUGCCGGCUUCGCCCCCCAUCCGAGCCACGAGCCCGACUUGCUGUCCACUGUCAGCGCCGUGCAGCUUUCGGUGAUCUUGAAGCGGCCUGAGAUCCUCGAAGAUGGCACCGGUGCCACCCGCAAGUACAUCCUUUCCCUUCAGUUACCAGAUGGGUCAUUUACAUCUCGCAUAGGGUCUGCAGAAGAAGGUGACUGUCGAUUCACUUUCGCGGCACUCUGUGGCCUCUCACUGCUGCGAGAGCCGGGGGCGAAGGACGGAGGGGAGUUGGAAGAAGUUCGCGACCCGGCGAUGGUAGCUGAGUGGCUCUUGAACUGCCAAAACUUGGAUGGAGGAUUUGGCUGCCGGCCCAAAGGCGAGUGCGAAUCCCACGCAGGCCACACCUUCUGCUGCCUUGCCGGACUAAGCUUGCUGCAGAUGAUACCCCGAAUGACACAUCGGAGCAGGCAGAGGCUUAUCCGAUGGCUGGGAAGUCGGCAAUGUGAAGGAGGUGGCAUAAACGGAAGGCCUGGCAAGAAGGCAGAUGCUUGCUACACGUGGUGGACCCUGGCCAGCGCGAAACUGAUAUUGUCCUCGGAGGGAAGCAGUCCUUCCGCAACUCUAGCAGACUUGUUCGACCUUCCCGCCUUGGAGAAGUUCCUGGAGGAAUGCGCAAGUCCUGAUGGAGGAGUCGCGCCCCAUCCUGGCGACGACCCCGAUCCUUUCCACACGUUCUUUGGGCUGUCUGGCUGGUCCUUAGCAGCCCAUGCACAAGCAGACGCUUCAACCAAGGGUUGGCUUCAGGAUAUGCAUGCUUCUCUUGUGCUGCCCGUGGGCUUGACUGGGACAGUUUGA